Molecule: messenger RNA, 747 nt
Organism: Piliocolobus tephrosceles (Ugandan red Colobus)
Lineage: Eukaryota; Metazoa; Chordata; Mammalia; Primates; Cercopithecidae
Gene: MSANTD5
Product: Myb/SANT DNA binding domain containing 5
Exons: 3
Coding region: 1-597 (198 amino acids)
Source: RefSeq, a predicted model, not a curated record
AUGAAGCAGAAAAAUGCAGCCCAGGGAUCAGAAAAGGCCUCAGUCCGGUCAAUUAAACCUUGGAGUGACCAGGAAAUCCAGAGUUUCCUGCAAGAAUGGGAAUUUCUUGAACGUGAAGUGUACAGGGUGAAGAAGAAGUAUCACGUAGUAUCAAAAACAAUUGCCCAGCGUCUCAAGCAGAGAGGUAUGAAGAAGAGCUGGCAGGAAUGUCUCCAGAUGCUAAUAAGCUUGCAGGACUUAUACUUCACUAUUCAGGAGGGCAACCAGAGGCCAAGGUGCCUACCCUUGCCGUGUCCUUAUGGCGAGGCCCUGCACAGGAUUCUGGGAUACAGAUGGAAAAUCAGCGUCUUCUCAGGUCCUCCCUGUGCCGAUGCGGUUGACCUUGCACCUCCCGAGCACCAGCCCCAGGCCUGUGGUGUUCCCAUAGCCAUUCAGGAGCCGACGUGGGUCCCGACACCUGUGAUCUAUGUGGAAAAUCCUCCAGUACCCGAAUGGGAGCCCUGGAACACGAAUGGUCAUGCUCCAUAUAUGUAUCCUGCUUUUCCCCCAGCAUCCCCCCCAGGCCCCCUACCACAGUGGGCCAUCUCUACUGACUGAUCCAGAUCUUGAAGACAAUUAGAAUCUGGAUCCUGAUUCUUCAGAAAGACUGAAAAGUAGCACAAUCUGUGUGUGUUAGUGCAUGACUCCUUCCUCUCCUCACCUGGUACAAUGAAAAUAAAUGUGAAAUAAAUGAAUGACCGUGACCUC